Molecule: messenger RNA, 2539 nt
Organism: Nanorana parkeri
Lineage: Eukaryota; Metazoa; Chordata; Amphibia; Anura; Dicroglossidae
Gene: ENTREP3
Product: family with sequence similarity 189 member B
Exons: 13
Coding region: 85-2142 (685 amino acids)
Cellular component (GO): membrane
Source: RefSeq, a predicted model, not a curated record
UGAAAAUCAGAGUAUUGACAUGAACUAAAGCAGGUUUGAUGUAAACCCCCCUCGGUGUUAUGUUGGAUUGGGGGUUUCUUCCUAAUGAACGCUAUUCUUGCAAUUCUGUCCUGGCCUCCUCCGUCUUACACCCUCGCUAUGCCCUCCCCAUCGGAUUCCAGUUUUUCCCUGACUGGUCGGACAUCUCGCAGUCUAUCCCAGCUGAGGAUCCACCGGGCUUGGUCUCAUGUCCUGCUGGCCUUAGGUUUUGUACAGGUCGUUCUCGGGGUGCUGAUUGUCACAUUCAGCCUGGUCACCGCUUCCAUCACUCCGAAUUUGAAGAUCAAACAUUCGUGUCCAUCGUGGGCCGGAUUCUCUCUGGCUGUUUCAGGGCUCAUCGGCUGCAUCUCAUGGAAGAAGCCCUUCACACUGAUGGUAACAGUGUUCACCUUGCUAAGCGCCCUGAGUGUCAUGCUGUGCCUCGCGGGGUCAAUCCUGUCUUGCCAGAACGGGCAGCUGGUAAAAUCCUUCAACUCCUGUAAGAAGGAGAACAACUGGUGCAUCUGCUGCCACCCCGCUAUCCAGCAGGAGGCAUCAUCUGACUGUGGGGAACUGGAGAAACUCACCCUAUACCCUAAUCACCAUUGUGACAGCAUCCGAACCGCCCUGAAGGACCUCUUAUUCAGUGUUUGUGGCCUCACCAUCUUCUCCACCAUCAUCUGCACCUUGUCCGCUGUCAUCUGCUGCGUUCAGAUUUUCUCAUUGGAUGUCAUCCAUGUUCUAGCGCCUCACCGAUCCACCUCCAUCAAUUUGGAGUGCUUCUCCCCCCAGGACACCAUCCUGCAGAGCAUGAUUGAAUGCGAGGAGUUCGUUCCUCCGGUGCCACCUCCGCCAUAUUACCCUCCAGAAUACACAUGCAGCUCCGAGACUGACGCACAGAGCAUCACUUAUAACGGCUCAAUGGACAGCCCCAUCCCGCUCUACCCCACAGACUUCCCUCCCUCGUACGAGAGUGUCAUGGGGCUUCGGGAGGACAGCCAGGCCACUUUGUACGAUGCCCAAGCCCAGCAGAAUUCAAACCACAGCAUAUGUGAUCGGAGAGACUCCACUGGACACAGCGGGAAUGAUGACAGCAGCCCUUCUGAAGAUUCUGUCUUAUUGGAUGUCCAGGGUUCGGUGCGGUCUGUGGAUUAUGUCUUGUAUCGCUCCAUCCAGCGUAGCCGGGCUGACUACUGUUUGAGUGUGGAUUGCGGUCAGUGUGGACAUCACCAGCAGAGCCACACCCUCAGCCUGCAGGGGCCUUUUGAGGACGUGUUGGUUCCCCAUAUUAAAGGGGGACGCAGUUUCUCCUGUUCCACACCUAGUUCUUGCCAGGACCCUCCAUCCACUGUGGGAAGUGGCACCACACGUAGCUGUAACAGGCUGGAAAGUGUUGGGACACGGGCUGGUCCGUGUUUCUCUGAGUUGCGAGUAAAGGGGAAAGUUCCUCGUGGGAGGGAGCUAAGCCACAGCUCCGGGUGUUCCCUCCACCACACCUCCCCCUGCCAGACUCCAGACUGCCCCCACCGCCGAUACAGUGAGAACACACGGCCUAAAGCUCUUUGCACCAUUCAGGCACCGCAAUUUGUAGUCCGUUCACACAGUGACCCUGGAAUCUCCUCCAUGUUCCAGACAGAUUUUGGAGAUGUGGAUUAUUUGAAGGUUCUAGAAGAGGACAACCUUUUCCUCUCCUCUGUAGAUGGAGCAGCUUUUUGCACCGAGGCCAGCCUCCGAAGACACCACCUGCCCGCCUCCCCCUUACUUCUUCGCACGGGUUCAGCUGGUAAGAAUCGCUUCCUAGUGACAAACAGGACGAUCCAGCGACUCUCUAGAAGCGGUGCUUUUUCCCUUGGAGACCUGAAGGGAGGGCGUAACACCCGGAUGCUGAUGGCCCGAUUCCUGAACCGAUCCCGAAGGAGCCUAAAGGAGGGCGGAGACAACACAAAGCAGCCUCUGAAGAGUCCACUCCCCCUGGACCCCGAGAGACGGCCCGUCAGGAUGCCCAUGCAGAGUUGCGGAGACCUCAGCUCCACUUCUUCUCUCCGCCGCCUCCUGUCUGGCAGUCGGCGAGGAAACCGGCGUCCACACAGCCUGAGUGGAGCGCCAAAAGAGAGCUCGGUGUGAAGAGAACAUUUCCAGGAACAUAGUGACUGCUGACCACCCAGAGCCCAGCAUGGGCCAAUCGCACCCUGAGGUGACCUCACAAUAAGUGACCUUACAGUACUCAGUCCACGAGGCCAUCCAAGUCCCUGGCUUUUCUUCGAAAUUUCAUUUCAUGCUCAGUUUUCGCUACAGAAGGGCUAACACUCAGUUGCAUCCUCUCCACCACACGUGGCACACUUCACAUUGUCCGUGACGGUAGAUAGCGCAAAUCAUCCACCGUUUUCAGCUUUUCUUUCCUGAACCUCAAACAUGACCUGUGCGUUCAAGGGACUUUCCAGGUGCAUUCACACUGCCACAGUUCCUCUGCUGUGAUAGGUACAUCUAUUUCUGACUCCUUCAGUCCAUUACAUUUUUAUUU